Messenger RNA from Quercus lobata, 1166 nucleotides. Its product is annotated as ribonuclease 3-like protein 3. The record is from RefSeq and is a predicted model, not a curated record. Bases 166 to 996 code for a protein of 276 amino acids. Gene Ontology annotation, molecular function: ribonuclease III activity; RNA binding. NCBI's taxonomy places the organism in Eukaryota, Viridiplantae, Streptophyta, Magnoliopsida, Fagales, Fagaceae. Gene Ontology annotation, cellular component: cytoplasm; nucleus. Gene Ontology annotation, biological process: siRNA processing. The transcript is spliced from 3 exons.
UAUAAUAAAUUCCUCCAAGCUGUCCAAGAAUUAUAGAUUUUAGUCUCCUACAAACAAAACCCCAUAGACCAUAUUCUCAAAAAAAAAAAAAGUUUAACCCUCCUCUCCUCACCUCUCCUCUAUAUUAUUUAUUUCUCCUGCGCUGCGUGCUCACCCACCAACACCAUGCCUCCAACCAUGGAAGCAGAACAACAAGAAGAUCAAGUAGUUGACCAAUUAAAAUUAGAAGAGCUUCACAUAGAUGAAAAACAAAGCGAACCCAAGACAGAGAUACCAGUCCCAAACCUUGAUGAAGUGGAAGAGAUACUUGGUUACAAGUUCAAGGACAAAAGCUUGUUAGAAGAGGCUUUCACGGAUUCUUCGUUUUCAGGUGAACUCCCUUCCUACGAGCGAUUGGAGUACGUGGGUGAUGCUGUGCUUAACCUACUCUUCACAAAGGAGCACUACUCCCUGUACCCGAAUUUGUCACCCGGACCUUUGACCCGACUCCGCGCCGCCAAUGUGGAUACCGAUAAGCUCGCACGUGUGGCCAUCAGACACGGCUUGCAUAGGUAUCUACGCCACAAAAAACCUCUUCUUGGGGAGCAAAUUCGAGAAUUUUCACAGGGUAUCUUAGAAUAUCCAUUGCAUUCCAAUGGACUUAUUGAUGCACCAAAGGCCCUUGCUGAUAUUGUUGAAUCCUCAAUAGGGGCAGUUUUCAUUGACUGCUCCUGUUCACUAGACAUUGUGUGGAAGGUGUUCAAGAGUUUGUUGGAGCCUAUAAUCGAUCCUUCAACCCUAUGCAUACAUCCUGUGACACAACUUUAUGAAGUGUGUCAAAAAAGAAAUUUGAAACUGGAGUUUGUCGAUUUAUGGACUGAAAGUACAGCGGUUGAUGUUCUCAUAGAUAAUCAGCAUAUGGGAAGAGGUGUCUAUAGCCUUAAGAAAGAUAUCGCCCAUAAUAGAGCUGCUAAAAAUGCAUUGGACAAUAUGGAGAAAAUACUAAGUGAUGCAUGAAUAAUAUUAAAUUGAAAUGCAAAAUUAGAUGUGCACCUUGGCUUUUCCUUUCCUUAUGAAGUAAAAUUUCAUAUUGUAGCCAUAUUUGUAUUAACAAUUCAUGUGUUUAAAUUAUUUAAUUUGUUUUUCUUUAUAAAUGUUUGUUUAAUACGUAAUUAUUAACCUCCAGU